Parascedosporium putredinis is the source of this 588-nucleotide messenger RNA. NCBI's taxonomy places the organism in Eukaryota, Fungi, Ascomycota, Sordariomycetes, Microascales, Microascaceae. The record is from the annotation of a GenBank genome assembly.
AUGUUGAAAGAACAGCCUCCAGUGGGUGGAGGCUUCGUCCGGGACGAUGCCUUCGACUCCACGAAGAAGAGGCGGAUCGACACGACUUUCGAGACGCAUCCUUCGCCCGCCGCGAAAAGAGCUCGAUUAGAGCAGAUGGAGGUGCAACAGCCGAGAGUUAAGAACGAGGAAUCAGAUCAGGUGGCCAAGACGAUCCUCCAGCAGCGAAAGCCUAAACGUCCCUACGCCUCGUUUCUCGAAAACUACGUUAAUCCGGACCCUUCCCCGAAUCUAUUGAAACGCUUAUUUCUGAGUGGCUUGAGUCUGUGGAAACAAAAUGAGCUCGAUUACUAUAUGGCGAACGUUGAUAGUUUCUUGCUUCAGAAGCCCGAAGAUUACAUCCAGUUCCACAACUACACCCGGAAUAUCAUUGACUGGGAGAAGGACAAGCGGCUAAACGAGAUUCGGCGUUCCCUAGACAGCCUUCUGGAAGAGACUAGGCAGAGAACCUCGGAGGUAGCGAAGUCCCGUCCGCCACCGUCUGAUGGCUCUGCGACAAGCAGCGGCAAAGCGCAGGUCCUCAUCGUCGCGCAAAGAGAGCAGAGCUAA